GGAAGCGGCGGCCGGACUUGCCUGGGAAGGGGAGAGCGAGAGCCCGCCGGGCUGGGCUGCGGGCCCGCGGAGCCGGGCACCUCUGCGACCUGCAGCGACACAGGAGCCCGGCCGCCCAGCCCGCGCAGCCCGAGCCCUCACCCGCCAGCCGGCCCCUCUGGGAUGUCCGGGGAACCCAGGCAUCCAGGACGGCGGUAGAGCGAGCCCGAGGAUGGGACGGCGCCCGCAGCUCCGGCUCGUCAAGGCCCUUCUCCUCCUGGGGCUGAACUCCAUCUCCGCCUCCCUCCAGGACCAGCACUGCGAGAGCUUGUCCCUGGCCAGCAACGUCUCCGGACUGCAGUGCAACGCAUCCGUGGACCUCAUUGGCACCUGCUGGCCCCAGAGCCCUGCAGGGCAGCUAGUUGUUCGACCCUGCCCUGCCUAUUUCUAUGGUGUCCGCUACAACACCACAAACAAUGGCUACCGGGAGUGUCUGGCCAAUGGCACCUGGGCCGCCCGCGUGAACUACUCCGAGUGCCAUGAGAUCCUCAGCGAGGAGAAGAAGAGCAAGGUGCACUACCAUGUGGCUGUCAUCAUCAACUACCUGGGCCACUGUGUCUCCCUGGUGGCCCUCCUGGUGGCCUUUGUCCUCUUUCUGCGGCUCAGGAGCAUCCGGUGCCUGAGGAACAUCAUCCACUGGAACCUCAUCUCAGCCUUCAUCCUGCGCAACGCCACAUGGUUCGUGGUCCAGCUCACCAUGAGCCCUGAAGUCCACCAGAGCAACGUGGGCUGGUGCAGGUUGGUGACAGCUGCCUACAACUAUUUCCAUGUGACCAACUUCUUCUGGAUGUUCGGCGAGGGCUGCUACCUGCACACGGCCAUCGUGCUCACGUAUUCCACAGACCGGCUGCGCAAGUGGAUGUUUAUCUGCAUUGGCUGGGGUGUGCCUUUCCCCAUCAUCGUGGCCUGGGCCAUUGGGAAGCUAUACUAUGACAAUGAGAAGUGCUGGUUUGGCAAAAGGCCUGGGGUAUACACUGACUACAUCUACCAGGGCCCCAUGAUAUUGGUCCUGCUGAUCAACUUUAUCUUCCUUUUCAACAUCGUCCGCAUCCUCAUGACCAAACUCCGGGCAUCCACCACGUCUGAGACCAUUCAGUACAGGAAGGCUGUCAAGGCCACUCUGGUGCUGCUCCCCCUCCUGGGCAUCACGUACAUGCUGUUCUUCGUGAACCCCGGGGAAGACGAGGUCUCCCGGGUCGUCUUCAUCUAUUUCAACUCCUUCCUGGAAUCCUUCCAGGGUUUCUUCGUGUCCGUGUUCUACUGUUUCCUCAACAGCGAGGUCCGCUCCGCCAUCCGGAAGAGGUGGCACCGAUGGCAGGACAAGCAUUCAAUCCGCGCCCGCGUGGCCCGCGCCAUGUCCAUCCCCACCUCCCCGACCCGAGUCAGCUUUCACAGCAUCAAGCAAUCCACUGCGGUCUGAGUUGGGGGCCUAUGGAGCAGCCCCCCGAGAUCUAUGUUUGGGAAGAUGGUCACCAGACUCAGCCAGCUGCCUUGUCUGUGGGGGGGACCAGGUUCUUCCCACACCCUGUACCCCCAGGAACAGCUGGCCCUGAGAGCCCAGGACCCUCCCUGACCCUCAGCUGAGCAGGAAUACCAGGCCUGUGAGAGCAGUCGGGGGGUGGGGCACGGGAUGAAUGGACUGUAGCCUAUGGGACAGGGCUGGGCCCAGGGCCUCUGGCUCCCCUUUGCCCCGAUCUUCCUGGAGAAUGGAGCAGAAAUGGAGGGGAGGUGGAGAGCGGGAAUCCAAAGCAGGUCCCUCCAAGAGGCAUCUUCUCCUGGAGCACAAGAUGGCAGCUGGAGUCCUCAGCGACUGUGAGGGGCCAUUCACUGCCUCAGGGGCAUCAUGGGAAAUUCCUGUGACAGCAUCUGAGCCAUCGUGAUGAUGCCUCUGGGCCUUAGCAAUGCCUUCCAGCAGCCCUGGGAACCAAGGCCAUGUUGUCAGAAGCCCUGAAGACAUUCUUAGAAAUCAAGUGUCUGGGAGUUCCCGUCGUGGCACAGUGGUUAACGAA
Phacochoerus africanus (Common warthog) is the source of this 2048-nucleotide messenger RNA. RefSeq names its product corticotropin releasing hormone receptor 1 (gene CRHR1). Gene Ontology annotation, biological process: cell surface receptor signaling pathway; adenylate cyclase-activating G protein-coupled receptor signaling pathway. Gene Ontology annotation, molecular function: G protein-coupled peptide receptor activity; corticotropin-releasing hormone receptor activity; corticotropin-releasing hormone binding. The record is from RefSeq and is a predicted model, not a curated record. The transcript is spliced from 13 exons. NCBI's taxonomy places the organism in Eukaryota, Metazoa, Chordata, Mammalia, Artiodactyla, Suidae. Bases 212 to 1459 code for a protein of 415 amino acids. Gene Ontology annotation, cellular component: plasma membrane; neuron projection.